Molecule: messenger RNA, 1990 nt
Organism: Coniophora puteana RWD-64-598 SS2
Lineage: Eukaryota; Fungi; Basidiomycota; Agaricomycetes; Boletales; Coniophoraceae
Product: NAD dependent epimerase/dehydratase
Exons: 8
Coding region: 39-854 (271 amino acids)
Source: RefSeq, a predicted model, not a curated record
CAACUCCUUACUGAACCAGAUCAGGCCAACAAAUAAACAUGGACCUCAAGCUCCAAGGUGUACACGUUCUUGUCACAGGUGCAAGCGGAGGAAUCGGCCUUGAAACAGUAAAAACAUACCUCUCCCUAGGUGCCCAUGUAACCGCGCACUACAACACGAACGCGAGCACCCUCUCCGCGCUUGCAGGCCCCACGCAAUUCCAAGCCCUACAAGCCGACCUUGCCUCCGAGUCCGCGGUCCAGAGCCUCUUCGCGGCGAUGCACGCAUCGCCCUUCGGCUCACCACAGAUCAUCGUCGUCAACCACGCCGUGAGCACCAUCUCGUACAUCGCCGUCGCGGACAUGGAGCUCUCCCAAUGGGAGAGCGUCAUCAGCAAGAACCUCACCUCAAGCUUCCUCGUCUGCCGCGAGUACCUCAGGGUCCUACGGGCGCUAUCAGAGGACAAGAAGGGCAAGGCGGCAAUCGUGCUGAUCGGGAGUACAGCGGGCAAGUAUGGCGAGGCCGGGAAUGCGGAUUAUGCUGUGACGAAGAGCGGCAUGAUGUACGGCCUGACGAUGUCUCUCAAGAACGAGAUCGUCAGAAUCGCCCCACGUGGGCGUGUCAACUGCGUCGCCCCAGGCUGGGUCAAGACGCCCAUGGCGGCCGAGUCGCUCAAGGACCCAGAUGUGGUCUACGCCGCCCUCGCCACAACUCCUCUCAAGAAGGUUGCAGAGCCAGCGGACAUCACAACGCAGGUCGCGAUGCUCUCGUCGAAUGCGGUGUCGGGGCACGUCUCUGGCCAGGUCCUUAUGGUCGAAGGUGGCAUGGAAGGUCGACUGCUCAACAAGCGGGAAGAUGUUCCACUCUCAUUGUAAGAUAUGCAGCAUAUUUAAACAGGGUAUACAAGCGAAUCCAUGUAGCACUACAACUGUAUCGACCCUGAGGAACACCUCGUAGCCAUUAGCCAAACCUCAACGUCCUCACCACCUCAUCCAUACUCUCCCCGCACUUCAUCGUCUUGACAUACGUACUCGUAUGCACACUCACAUCCUCCAGCUUCUCCCACUCCGCCAUCUUAACAUCAUGCAUCCCCUGCUCGACAUUAAACCGAAAGUACACGCCCGGCGCAUCCGCAAACCGCGCAGUCAUCUCCUGCGCAACGGCUUCGCAGUCCGUCGCUAGACUCGCGAGCGCCUUGAGCGUCCCGACCGGGAUCCCAAUCCGCCCCGACUGCCCCGCAGGCGGAAUCCUAAGGACGUGCGGCGCGCCCGUGCCGAUGCUCACGACGCACGCGAUCCCCGGGAAACCCCCGCCCCCUCCCCUUCCCCCACGCCCGCUCGAGGAGGCGUCGGCGAAUAUAGAUUGCGCCUCGGUGAGCAUGACCGCGCAGGGGUUGUUGAUCCCGAAGCCGCCGUCGAUGUACGUCUGCGAGACACCCGGGCCGUCCGCGAUGCGGAUGGGCUUGAAGAAUGUCGGCGCGGCCGACGUCGCGCGUGCGGCUUCCCAGAUCGUGCAGUUGGGCGAGGCGUUGCGCGGUGCGCGAUACGUCCGGAAGAGCGCGGGCAGGUUCGCGUUGAGGUUCGAGGCCGUGCGCGCUGUCACGAACACUUUACACGCUCCCUCGCUCAUAUCCAUCAUUCGUUCGUCCGCGUGCCCCGUGCGCUUCCCGACCACAUCCUUAAUAACACUCUCCAGCGCCGACGCCUUGUACUUCCCGUCCCCGAAGCGCUUCUUGCCCUUCCCAAACACCCGCUCCGAGAGCAUACCAUAGCAGUCGAUCGCCUCCUGCACGGACAUGCGCAGGCGCCCGAGCAUGAUCGCUAUCAGCCCGCCUGUGCUCGUCCCGGCGAUCAUAUCAAAGUACUCGCAGGGGAGCGGCAUCUCCGGGAGGUUCUCGACAGCUUGGAUGCGCGCGAGGAGCUCUUUGAGGAUGACGAGCUCCGAGAGCCCGCGUAUGCCGCCUCCAUCCAGACUCAGAAGACGCAGACCGCGAGUGCCAUGGCCUUGCUGC